Messenger RNA from Symbiodinium pilosum, 864 nucleotides. The record is from the annotation of a GenBank genome assembly. Lineage: Eukaryota; Dinophyceae; Suessiales; Symbiodiniaceae.
AUGGCUUUCCGCAACGCUCGACGUGCGCUGCGUGCCGCGGCACUCAUCAUCCUUCUGGACGAAGGACUGCGGGCCUUCUCGGUGUCCUGCACGCUGCGCCCGCGCAUGGGACAGUCCUGGGCGACUCCAUUGCCACAGCGGGAGGAGGAUGCUUCGCCCCCUCGGACGCUGCAGCGCGCCUUUUCACGCCAGGGAGCAAUUCCGGUAGCCGAGGCUGCAGCUGCCGGAGCGAUCGCGGCGUUUGUGCAGGCAAUGCUCUUUGCGGUGACAGAGCCGAUUCUGAAUCGCGUAGGCGUACAGCGGAAGACGCUGCGAGAAGCGAUGCGACAGGUGGAUCCCGAGAUGAUGCGGAAACAUUUCAAGACAACCCUGCCUACGAGCUUAGUCAAGCAGCCCUUGAAUGAGGGUCUCCUGGCCGUGCUCAGGGCCACUGGAUGGUCCGACGGGAUGCAGGGGCUGAUGCUGGGCAUACUGUACCCUACGCUGACGCUGCCCCUCACGAACUUCCGACUUCGGAGAUCUCUGGGUCAGAAAUUCAAAUUCACAGACCUGUAUGCCGCCUACUUGCCAACUCUGGUGCGUGACAUCGUCGGAGCUCAAGCUCGCACGAGGGUGAACAGCUUCUGCGCUCUCACGCUUGGCUGGGCACGUCAGUCACCAUCGGCCAUGGCCUUGUCCAUGUUCCUCACAUGUGUAAUCUCGUCACCUUUCAACGAGCUGCGGAUGUUUUACUUGAAGCGGGAGGAGAUGACGUGGAAGGAGUUCUUCCAGCCCAAGCGGUGCCUUCGCUCCACCGUGGUGGGCGCCUGCAACUUCGGGUUGGCGCUCUUCGCGGGAUACUGGCUUGUCCCACUCAUUGCCAAG